Molecule: messenger RNA, 622 nt
Organism: Magnolia sinica
Lineage: Eukaryota; Viridiplantae; Streptophyta; Magnoliopsida; Magnoliales; Magnoliaceae
Exons: 4
Coding region: 67-306 (79 amino acids)
Source: RefSeq, a predicted model, not a curated record
GAAACAGAAAAGAGAAGCUUUUUUUUUUUUUUGUAAGGGGGAGAGAGAGAGCGAGAGGAGAAUUCAAUGAAGAAAAUGGGAUUUUGCUUGGCCUGCUUUGGCCCAUCAAAGGCGCAGAGAAAAGAGGAAGAUCGUUUGGCAUCUGCAGAAGCACGUGCGAAGGCUGCCGAAGCAGCUCAGAAAAGGCAAGAGCAAUUCGAGAAGUCUGCUGCAGGAAGAGCUGCACGUGCACAGCUAGCAGCAGCUGCCAAGCAAUCUAACACCCCUAACAAAGGUGAACCGGUUCUCAAGUGGCAAAUGGGGUGAAGUUCAUUUUCUCUGUCUGUUCAACUCCAACUGUGUAAGAAUUAUGUUCGGAUGUGUGUUGUGGUUUUCGCCUGUUCCAAGAAGCAGACUCUAGGGAUGUUCAGUGUGGAUGUGUUGCCAGUCUAAUAAUUUGUGUCUCUCUGUAGAUUUUGUACAGUCAACCUAUUUUUAUCUUGUGGGCCCACUGUAUUAAUUAUCAGGUGGCCGAGAUUUUUAAUAAGGUGUCCAUAUAAUGCUUGAGGCUGAUUUUUGUUGUAUUGUGCUUAGCCUUGUUGAGAUGUUAGAAAAUUAAAUAGAAAUAGCAUUCAGAUCUCAA